Molecule: messenger RNA, 544 nt
Organism: Schistocerca cancellata (South American locust)
Lineage: Eukaryota; Metazoa; Arthropoda; Insecta; Orthoptera; Acrididae
Gene: RpS26
Product: 40S ribosomal protein S26
Exons: 4
Coding region: 155-502 (115 amino acids)
Biological process (GO): translation
Cellular component (GO): cytosolic small ribosomal subunit; ribosome
Molecular function (GO): mRNA binding; structural constituent of ribosome
Source: RefSeq, a predicted model, not a curated record
CCAUAGAAUUUCCUACCCUAUCUAUGCGACCAUCGACCACGGCAUGCGAGCUGUAUUGCAUUAACUUUGAGAAAUUUUGUCUUCGGUGGGCUGUUUGGUCUUUGAUAUUCUUCGCUGUUGUGUAGUGCGCGUGUAAAAUUUGCUGUUGGAGAAAAUGACGUGUAAGAGAAGAAAUAGUGGAAGAUCGAAACAUGGUCGAGGCCAUGUGAAUCCUGUUCGCUGCACUAACUGUGCGCGGUGUGUACCGAAAGACAAAGCCAUAAAAAAGUUCGUGAUCCGUAAUAUUGUUGAAGCUGCGGCCGUAAGGGAUAUCACAGAAGCUAGUGUAUACACAGCAUAUCAGCUACCAAAACUGUAUGCAAAGCUGCACUACUGCGUUUCCUGUGCCAUCCACUCAAAGGUUGUGCGCAAUCGUUCAAAGGCAGACAGGCGCAUCCGAACACCACCAAUUAGGACAUUCCCAAGGGACAUGCGACAAGGAGGCCAACAAGUGAGGAAGUGAUAUGUGUUUGAAGUUCAAUUAAAAUAAAAAUGGUCAAAUUUU